Messenger RNA from Suillus paluster, 1065 nucleotides. RefSeq lists its product as uncharacterized. Lineage: Eukaryota; Fungi; Basidiomycota; Agaricomycetes; Boletales; Suillaceae. The record is from RefSeq and is a predicted model, not a curated record. Gene Ontology annotation, molecular function: protein binding. The transcript is spliced from 8 exons. Bases 109 to 795 code for a protein of 228 amino acids.
ACACGCGGCCGCCAAGUUAUAACCAUUGCUCAUUGAUUUCUCAAAUUCUCAAAGUCUUAAUAGCACUACUCUUAAACUUCUCUAUCCUACCACUAAUUUGUUCAUACGAUGUCAGAUCCUGUCAGAUCUAUCUCAACUACGGAGACCAUCGAGUCGGUAUCAUCACCUGGUGUCGUACAGGAUAGUCUUCGCGAUGCAAAUGUCAAGAUACCUACGCGAGCGGAAUUGUCCACCGUAGAGUCGAAGGUGGCUACCGCGCGCUCGAAGAAAGAUACUGGUGAUGCUGCGUUUAAGGCAGGCGAUGUCAAGAGUGCAUUGCGAUCGUACCAUGAGACACUUCUGUAUCUUCACGGUAUCGAUAAAAACGCCCUUAAAUCACUUGGAAUGGCUGCCCCAUCGUCGUCGACGUCAGCAGUAGACCAAGCUGCUGGCGCAAAGGACGUGCUGACUGAGGCAGAUUUAAUGCUGGAGAAAGUAUACGCAAAUAUGUCUGCCUGCCAUAUCAAACAAGAGAACUGGAAGCGGGCGGUGGACACUGCCGACAAGGCUCUUAGCAAAAACCCUGCUAAUUCUAAAGCGCUUUUCCGAAAAGCAAAGGCUCUUGGAGAGCUUGGAUUUUUCGAGAAAGCGGAAACAGCUCUCAAUGAGAUUAAGAAGGUCGCUCCUAAUGAGGCACCCAUGGCUGAUGCAGAGCUUGCGCGUCAGAAAUCGAUGGAUCGUGAACGGCAAAAGGCUCAUGAUCAGAAAAUGAGAGGUUGGCUUUCACGAGAGAAGAAGCUGACUGCGAGCGAGUAAAGAGUGGUCUGGAUCAGGAGACGUACAGUGAAAGCAGACGAUACCACGUGCAUAUUGUAUUUUAUGAGGCAACCAUGGUUUGUUUACAGGUUAAUCCAGCGAGAAGGCCACUUGGCCUAUGGACCUUGCACAGCCACUGGCUAUUAUUACUACCCACCCACUGGUAGACCAGUACUUGCAUCAUUCUUGUAGUGCGAGGGUUCCAGGUUCAGCCUCAGAGAGGGUUGAGUCGAUGGCUUAGCGACCUCGGGGACCUGAAGAGUGCCAGGG